CAGAUAUUCUGGAGAUAACAUGGCUAUUAUUUUCCCUGAUUGGUUUGCUAUGCAAACAAUACCUGAGCAGUUAAAAGGAUACUUUUAAUUUUUUUCUUUUUGUUUAGUGCUCCAAUGAUGAAAUUCUAUCACAGAGAGUGUCUACAGUAUAUAUAUGCAAGCUCAGCUCUGCUGGAGACACACUGCAAGUACCUUCCUCCCAACCUGACUGCUUCCUUACCCAGUCAAGAAGACCACAAAGUUCAACAAUGGCCAUCACUGACAUCCUCUCUGCUAAAGAUAUUGAAUCUGCUCUCUCCAGCUGCCAGGCUGAUGAUUCUUUCAACUACAAGUCUUUCUUCUCCAUGGUUGGUUUAUCCAGCAAAACUCCUGAUCAGAUAAAGAAAGUUUUUGGAAUCCUUGAUCAGGACAAGAGUGGUUUCAUUGAAGAGGAGGAGCUGCAGCUGUUCCUGAAGAAUUUCUCCUCAAACGCCAGAGCCCUCACCUCGGCAGAGACCAAGGCUUUCCUGGCUGCAGGGGACACCGAUGGUGAUGGCAAAAUUGGAGUGGAAGAAUUCCAGUCUCUGGUGAAGGCAUAAACAGCAUUAGACCAAAGGCAACCUUGGACUGACUCCGCCAAUUACCUCGUCCAGCAAGCACUUCGCACUCAGCAUGUGUUUGUACAUUUUUAUAUUGUUUCAGGCAUUAACAGUUCCCCACACAUGAAGCUCACACACCGGAUUGCUGAGAAACCUUGCAAUGUUUUGGUCACAUGGCAUUGUUACAUUUCCAUUGUAAAGAAGGCACUUUGUGAUUUUCCACCACUGCUAAUGUUGAUAUUGUGGCUGGGAGAGGGGAGAAGACAAUUAAAAAAUCAACUAAACAAAAAGACCCUCGGGAGAAAAAGCUGCUUUUAAAAAUUUUAUUUAGAUUCUCCAUCCUCACGCUUGAGCAUGCUGACUCACCAGACACAGUUUUGAUGAUCUUAAACCAUAUCAUAUCUUCUCAGGCUUAACUGUACUGAUUUAAUUGAGGUUUAUUUCUGUUCAAUUCUCUGAUACUUGAGGAAAAGCAAUGCUGAAAAGAUAGCUAAAAAUAAUUCAUAUUAAGUCCCAACCCUGAGAAUACGAGAAAAAAUUAAGACAUUUCAGAGGAGUUCACACCUAGCUUGAAGCACAGAAUAAGUUUGUGGGUAAUUUUCCAAAAUAAAGAGGUAGACCACAGCAUAAUCGUAUCACCAGAAAGUGUUUAUGGCCUAAAAUGUGUCUCUCCCUUAAGAAGAUUUAUCUUGCAUGAAAUCUAAGGCAGCUGUGAGAUAGAGGAGAAGGGUCUAAUCCUACUCUGACACUGUCACAAGUCAUGGUCCCCUGACAACCUGGGCCACAGGCCUGGAGGUUUUUCCAUGAAUCAUGAGCCUGUUGCUUAUUGUCUCUUAAAAUGGACAAAACAAUAAUAUUUGCCUCAUCUGUGAAUUUCUGCGUUUCCUAUGGAUGAAACUACAGCCAAUCUUGCUGUUUGGUUAUCCUAAAGCUCUUACAUUGUUAAAUAAUGGCCAUUACUCAAGUCUUUCAUUUAUUAUAUGAAUUAUUAUCUAUGUGUUCCAUAAUAUCAGCAGUUUUCUUCAGUCUGAAAACUAAGAACUCAUCUGCCCUUGAGAAGUGUCUUCAGGAUUUAGAGUUGAUUAUAGCAUUGUCUUCAUUAAUGGACAAAGUAAAUAUUGUUCAUGGCUAAAUGCAGAUGUCAGCAGGCUGAGUAGAUGUUGUGCAUCUCUGGCUGAGUGUGUCAGAAAUUUCCCCACCCUGAUUUAGCUGUUUCCUUCCCCAUGUCCCAUGCUGUGGCUCCAGCUCACAAGCAGACUGUAGUUUUAUUGCUCUUCACUAAAACUGAAUGAUAAUUA
Zonotrichia albicollis (white-throated sparrow) is the source of this 1876-nucleotide messenger RNA. RefSeq names its product parvalbumin, thymic. The record is from RefSeq and is a predicted model, not a curated record. Gene Ontology annotation, molecular function: calcium ion binding. Gene Ontology annotation, cellular component: cytoplasm. Lineage: Eukaryota; Metazoa; Chordata; Aves; Passeriformes; Passerellidae.